AUGACUAAAAAUAUUUUAAUUAUAACUGGUGAUUUCGUUGAAGACUAUGAAAUAAUGGUCCCUUUCUAAACUUUAGAAUUUUUAGGCUAUAAUGUUCACAUAGUAUGUCCUGAAAAAGACGAAGGUGCCCUCCUUAAGACUGCAAUUCAUGAUUUUGAAGGCGAUUAGACCUACACUGAGAAACCCGGUCACCAUUUCAAGUUAAAUUAUUCAAUUAAAAAUGUUAAACCAGAAACAUAUCAUGGCCUAGUACUUCCAGGAGGUAGAGCUCCUGAAUAUUUAAGACUUCAUGAAACAGUUCUUACGAUAACUAAGCAUUUUGUUGAUUCUAAGAAGCCUAUUUUGUCAAUAUGUCAUGGUAUUUAGAUACUUACAGCUAUUCCAGAUGCUAUUAGAGGCUAUAAUAUUGCUGCUUAUUAUGCAUGUGAGCCUGAAGUUAAAUUAGCUGGAGCUAAUUUCUUGAAAUUAGAUGCUAAUAAAGCUAUUUUACAUAAUAAUAUUGUCUCUACACCUGCUUGGCCUGGGCAUUAAGACUCUAUUAGGAAGUUUUCGGAAUUGUUAGGAACUACUAUUACUCAUAAAUGAGUAUUAUAUAUUAUUAUUAUUUAGUUUUAUUUUUAUAUAUAAAAUAAAUAAAUUUUUUAAAUAUA
Messenger RNA from Ichthyophthirius multifiliis, 650 nucleotides. RefSeq lists its product as hypothetical. NCBI's taxonomy places the organism in Eukaryota, Ciliophora, Oligohymenophorea, Hymenostomatida. The transcript has a single exon. The record is from RefSeq and is a predicted model, not a curated record.